Molecule: messenger RNA, 1736 nt
Organism: Corticium candelabrum
Lineage: Eukaryota; Metazoa; Porifera; Homoscleromorpha; Homosclerophorida; Plakinidae
Exons: 1
Coding region: 146-1048 (300 amino acids)
Source: RefSeq, a predicted model, not a curated record
UGAUGUUGUUAAAGCAAACAACUUGAACUGUAGUUUUGUGUUCAUUACACCUGUAAAAGAUCUAGUAGAGUUUGAGAACCAUCAUGAUUUAAAAUUAGCACCAAAGCUAACUAACGCCCCUAUUUCUCCAUCACAUUUUGAGAAAAUGAAAGUAUCACAUGCACUGCAUCUGUUUAGUAAGUCAGUGAGCUCUGGACUUCAAUACCUUGUGAAAGAAGAAGGCCGAGGAAACGAAUAUCUUUCUACUGCUUGGUUUCUGGAUGUGUUUAACCGGUGGUUUGAUUUCAUGACAAGCAGGUACCCUGCAGUUGCACUAAGCAGAUUGAAUUGUGAUAAAUAUGAAGAAGCUCUAAUAUUUCUUAUGUCUAUUAUCAACUUAGUACAGAGCAUGAAAAUUGGACAUAAAAAUGACUGGAAACCCGUGCAAGCAGGGAUUAUAAUGUCUACAAACAGUGUUCUUGGUAUCCAAGAGGAGUUGCUUUCAAUGGGAUACAAGUUCCUUUUGACAAGUCGUCUUACUCAAGAUUGCCUUGAAAAUCUUUUUAGUUUGGUCAGGCUAAAAAAUCCUAUUCCUUCACCACUGGCAUUUAAAUACGCAUUAAAAGUCAUUUGCAUUGCACAGUUCCUGAAACAACCUCAUGCAUAUCAAGGAAACUGCCAAGAAGAUGAUAGAGACAUAGCAAUUGACUUUCUUGACCAGCCAUUGAAGCUACCAAGCACUGAACUGGAUCUGAAAGAUUUAGAAGUGGAAAUAUCAGAAGCAAAUUGCAUAGAUGACAUUCAGAAGGCUGAGUUGAACAGCUUAUAUUACCUUGUAGGAUACUGCCUACACAGCAUAAAGAAAAAUGAAGAAAUCUGCACAGGUUGUUUAGUGGAAGUGACCAGCUGUGAUCUAAGUGAUCAAGACUCAGUAACGUUCACUAUUCUAAAAGAGUAUAAGCAAGGAUGCCUUACUCAGGUAUCAGAGAAAGCAUUCUCUAUGAUGCUCAAAGUAGAAGUCAUGCUAAGGAACUUCGAUGAAUCAGUGUUGAUGACAUCAAAAAUGUGAAAAGAUUAUUGUUGGACAAGGCUGAAGAAAUAACAGUACAUGAUUUGUUCCUCAAUUGUCAUAAUAUCAAGCAGAAGCUACUAUCAAAGUACUUGACUGUUCGCUUACACAUUCUAUGCAAGCAGAUGAAACGUAAAAGAAAACAGGAGUUAGAGAAAGAAAAGAAUCAGAGUCAAGGUGAACUAGGAAGCAAGAGCAUGACAAUGAGAAAAUUAGUCAAAAAAUUGAAAUGAAAAUGAAUUUAUAACCGUGUUCUGUACACUUUUGUAACUUGAGCUUCUGAUGAUGAGCCAUCGUUUUAUUUAUACCAUUCAUUGCAGAAAGAAACGUGUACAGAACACGGUUAUAAAUGUUGGAAUUCCGAGGCCAAAGCGCGAGGUUUUCCUUGGAGAGCGUCAGAACUGUUCAGAUCGGUUGUUUGAACAAUACAACGUCUCUCCUGCAGUGCAAACAUUGACAGAAACAACUGAAAUCUUGCAAACGGUUCAUAUGGAAUCUCUGUAUUUCGGUAGAGCUCUCACCCGAAACCACGAUGAUCAGGAAACGACACAAAUCGAGCUUCUGAAGAAGUAAAUCAUAGUCCAAUAGUUGCAACGAGUAGCAACAUAAAACUCACUUUAAUGUAGAAAUAGUAGUAGCUUAGUAUGAUUUUAGACAGAUUUUUUACGUAGCGCGCAUGGAAACAAAA